This is a messenger RNA of Thelazia callipaeda (thelaziosis nematode), 429 nucleotides long. The record is from the annotation of a GenBank genome assembly. Lineage: Eukaryota; Metazoa; Nematoda; Chromadorea; Rhabditida; Thelaziidae.
AUGAUGCUACCUAACAUACAAAUGUUCGUACUACUGAAAAUAAAGUUUCUGGCACAAAAUGCUAAUGAAGUUGAACUGUGUAAAAUAGAGCAGAGUGGUGGGAAAAAGCAAAAAGUCGCAAGGAUGAAGAUGAGAUCAGAUCAUGCCGAGAUGGUUUCUGAAACCGCAGGUGGCACAAGGUCAGAGAAUGAGCACACAUUAGAUAUAUGGUUCGAUGUGAUAUGUACUCCGCGAGGUUUGUGCAGUACACGUCACCUGUCAAACUCAACGUUUUGGAUUGAUUUUUACACUUUGAAAUUCUAUGCAGAACCAAUAAUGAAGGAUGCUUUAAAUGAUGGAUAUGUAUCAUGGCGUAGUCAAUUGGAAAUGAAAGCAUAUUUUUUUCGUACGGGUGAUAUUUUUAGAAGUUGUUCUCCAUAUCCAUCUUAA